AUGCAGAGGGCAAGCGCCACGACGCUGCUGUGGCACUUGGCCGCCUGGGCAGCCUGUGCCUACUUCCUGUGGCGCGCUGAGCAGCUCUUCGGCAGUCCCCACGCCAACACCCUCGCCUUUGGCGGCCGGUAUGCCUUCCUGACGCAGCUGACGCACACGGCGCUGGCGGGCUACUUCACCUUCCUGGUCGUCUACGACCUCUACCACCUGAUCGCCACUACUCCAACACCACCACCUUCAUCAUCAGCCAAGGCGCGAAAGAAGAACCCCGAGCCGACGUCGAGCUCGACGGCCAAGCGCCUGAAUGCGCUCAAUGACUACCUCUUCGUGCUCCUCUUCGUGUUCACGUCGCUCGUGGGGCUCAUGUUCUGGGGCCUCUUCUUCUACGACCAGGAGCUCAUCUUGCCGCGUAGCGUCCAGCACUACUACCCGCAGGACCUCAACUACUUCCAGCACGGCGCCGUGAUGCUGCUCAUGUGGCUCGAGGCCGUCGUGUGCCGCCGGGCGCACCGCAACCGCAGCGCCGCGGCCGAGCUGGCCCUGGUGCUGGCCUUCGGGCUGCUCUACCUGGUCUGGACCUUUGCGCUGGUGCGGCUCAACGGCGGCCAGUGGCCCUACGCCUUCCAGCGCGACAUGGACCUGCGGGGCCACGCCGCGUUCAACCUGGUCGGUGCCGGCGUCAUCGUAGUCGCCUUCGCCCUGGCUCGCGGCGUGCGCGCCCUUCUCAACCCGAACCCGCGCGCCACCGGCGCCGCACCUCACGUGGGCAAGAAGAGGGCGAACCCAAAGAAGAAGCAGACCUGA
Acanthamoeba castellanii str. Neff is the source of this 804-nucleotide messenger RNA. RefSeq lists its product as uncharacterized. Lineage: Eukaryota; Discosea; Longamoebia; Acanthamoebidae. The coding region runs from base 1 to 804 and encodes 267 amino acids. The record is from RefSeq and is a predicted model, not a curated record. Gene Ontology annotation, cellular component: membrane; endomembrane system. The transcript has 2 exons.